AUGAGUGCGAAAAUAGAAAAGGUCAUCGUGCGAUUACAGGAAAGAAUUGCUGAAGGACAAUUCUACGAAGCCCAACAGCAGACACGAGUCGUCGCCGCGCGCUAUGUGAAGCAGGAGAACUGGGAGGCCGCAGUCGAUAUUCUAUUCAAUGUGGCACAGUCGCUGCUGAAGGCAGGCCAGGGAGGGAGUGGUGGCGAUCUUGGUAUCUUUCUGAUCGAUGUCUACAAACAAGCGGCACUCAAGCCGGACUCGAGCAACAAAGGCAGGCUUCUAACGCUACUACGACAAUUCGAUAGCGAGGAGCCUACAAGGAAGAAGUUCAUAAGUGAAAUGAUAAUAUGGUCUGCAAAGUACGGCGAGUACCCCGCUGGCGAACCAGACUUGCACCAUGUUGCGGGAUCUUUAUACGCAGAGGAGCAUGACGCAUAUGAAGCUGAACGACAUCUUACUCUUGGAACGAAGGACUCCCCGGAGAUAUUUGCGAGGUUGGAAUACGAAUGGUAUACCCAGGAUGAUUCACAUACGGCCGCACUCUAUGCUGCUCGAGCGGUCUUUCCCUACCUCCUCACUGGCAACGUCCGUGAUGCUUCGAGAUCGCUCAGACUAUUCACGAGCAGAUUGACUGAGGCAAAUAAGAAUUUGACUGUUCAGGAUGUCAGUAGUGGUAGUUCAGACAUCAGGAUAUACCCAAGUCUGCCACUGCUGAACUUCCUUGGUUUGCUGCUACUGGCUGUGCAGAAGGGUGGUGCGGACUUAUUCCAACGGCUCAAGACCAAAUACGCGGCUCAAAUUAGGGAGGCGGGCACAUGGGACGAGGCAUUGACUUCCGUAGGAGAGAUGUACUUUGGCAUACAGAGACCAAGACAGGGUAAUCCUCUCUUCGAUAUGAUGGGAAGCAUGUUUGGUGGAGGAGCUGGGGCUGCGAAACCACAACCGAAGCGUGUAGGAGGGUCGGCCCCUGUGGCAGAAGGACUAGACUGA
Amorphotheca resinae ATCC 22711 is the source of this 981-nucleotide messenger RNA. RefSeq lists its product as hypothetical. Gene Ontology annotation, biological process: protein insertion into ER membrane. The record is from RefSeq and is a predicted model, not a curated record. Bases 1 to 981 code for a protein of 326 amino acids. NCBI's taxonomy places the organism in Eukaryota, Fungi, Ascomycota, Leotiomycetes, Helotiales, Amorphothecaceae. Gene Ontology annotation, molecular function: protein binding. The transcript is spliced from 3 exons. Gene Ontology annotation, cellular component: cytosol; TRC complex.